Messenger RNA from Aspergillus ruber CBS 135680, 456 nucleotides. RefSeq lists its product as uncharacterized. Bases 1 to 456 code for a protein of 151 amino acids. Lineage: Eukaryota; Fungi; Ascomycota; Eurotiomycetes; Eurotiales; Aspergillaceae. The record is from RefSeq and is a predicted model, not a curated record. The transcript has 2 exons.
AUGACCACCCACCCCUUCUUCUCCUCUUACCCAGAUUUCACCCCCAACCCAACCGCCCCCAUAAGCAGCGACUUCCAACGCCUCGCCGCCCUCCGCAACUGGAAAACUAACUCUAAGCACUGGAAGAAAAUGUGGAACAAGUGCAUGAAUUUCGAGUACGACAAAUUGAUCGGGAACACGCUUUCGUCACUGCAGAGCUGGCAGGGGCUUUGCGAGGAGGUUGGGUUGGGAAAUGGGGUGCAGUUUGGGUCGAUUAGGAAGUGUAAGAUGGCGCUGCAGGGUGUGUUUGUGAAUAUUGUUGAUUUGCUUGAUGCGAGACGGACGGGGACGAAAGUGAAGACGUUUAAGAAUAUUUGGAAGUUGAGCCACUAUACGAAGCAGAAGGGAAAGAUGUUUAACAGGAAGUUGGCGAAGCAGGAUAAGUUGCUCAGGGUUCUUUUAAGGGUUCUUGUUUAG